Molecule: messenger RNA, 585 nt
Organism: Trypanosoma brucei brucei TREU927
Lineage: Eukaryota; Euglenozoa; Kinetoplastea; Trypanosomatida; Trypanosomatidae
Exons: 1
Coding region: 1-585 (194 amino acids)
Source: RefSeq, a predicted model, not a curated record
AUGGGGUCCACAGAUGGUGAAUGUGCCUCAUCGCUCCGUGGCCACCGUAUGCCAAGUUGGAUUCUCAGUCAUCUCGAAACUGAGUCCAAGUGCCUGAAUGAUACGCCACUGGUCGAAGAGGAGAAGGCCCCUCCAAGUGUUCCUGUCACCGUGCUGAAGAAAAGAUUCCCGCAAGGUCUUAAAAUAUUAAAGAAGGCACCUCCAAAGGAAAAGAUCGUGAUGCCUGUAGAAGAAGAAUGCGCCGAUUCCUGUCGUAGUUCUAGGCCCUCCGUGUCUGUACAAUCAGCCGUACCAGGUAAUGGGCACCGAAUUGCCAGACAUACUAUUCGGUUUCGCAUGUCGGAUUGGGCAAAUUUGAUAGAAGAGAAAAAGGAUCUCGUGGCGCAGGCCGUCAAGGAGGAUAUUAGCGAGGGAUGUGGACUCGAUAUUGGUCGUAUUCUUCAGCUGGAGCUGAAACUUACUGAUAUUCUUGUGGUAACAUUCAUUGUCGACCACUCGCAUGAUGAUGGCGGGGAGCGGCCCUUCCAUGCCCGCUUGAAAGUAUGCAAAUUUCCGAGAACUUCAUCGCUCUAUUUGCUAAGAUGA